AUGGUAGAACUCGAGUGUUUUUCACACCUCAGGUCGUACACCACCAAGCCACCGUCGGGAGGGAUACAGACAGCAUUGUCUUCGCAUUUACUUUGUAAAAUCUCUCGCAAGAUUCAAUACACAGUCAACUGCUUACCUGGCUUAGCUGAAUCAUUCUUGAAGCCAAGAACUCUCCAAGCGUCGGCGAUAAUUUUGAGAGUUACUUUGUGUCGCCCAGUCCGAUCAGCUCACAGCCAAGUGACUUUAUCGCACGGCACUUGCAAGUCGCAAUCAAAGGUGUCUUUGGAUAUGCAAGCGGAACGACAAAAUGGUCGUCCGGAACCUUAUUUCGUGGUAUUUUCAACGAUGAUUGUCUGCUUGGCGAUGAGCACUUACUCGUACACCCCUUUACUCUUUCAUACAGCAGCAUUGUUACGAUGUCAAGAACUCCUAUCUUGGCUCGUUCCUCAAACGUUCUUCGCGCGGUAUCAAGGUUUUCUCCAAGAAGUCAUGCUUGCUUGGCAUGUCGGUACUUACUUGUUCGUGAAUGGUCAAUUGCAUUUCCAAAUUAUGAAGACUUAA
Messenger RNA from Sclerotinia sclerotiorum 1980 UF-70, 561 nucleotides. RefSeq lists its product with no specific name. The record is from RefSeq and is a predicted model, not a curated record. The transcript has a single exon. NCBI's taxonomy places the organism in Eukaryota, Fungi, Ascomycota, Leotiomycetes, Helotiales, Sclerotiniaceae. Bases 1 to 561 code for a protein of 186 amino acids.